This is a messenger RNA of Geodia barretti, 2665 nucleotides long. Lineage: Eukaryota; Metazoa; Porifera; Demospongiae; Tetractinellida; Geodiidae. The record is from the annotation of a GenBank genome assembly.
AUGGGAUCGCAGAGGUUUCUACCGUGUCUGCACUGCUUACUGAUGCUAGUGCCGCUCUUGCGCGGUGCCGACUCGGCGUACACCUACGCGCGACGGCCCGGCAGCUAUGCCGAAUACGCAUGGAGCACGACCCAAGAUGGCUUGGCCAGGUUCAACUUCAAAACCUCGCAGGCCGACGCUCUCCUAUUCUAUCUCGACAGCUCUGGGAACGGGGGAAACUAUUUGGUCGUGUGGCUGGAGGACGGCCGAAUGAACGCUCGAAUCAAAGUCGGGUCUGGGCAGGAGCUUAACGCGACUUUCGGGCUACAUCUCAACGACCUGCGUCAGCACACUCUGCUCAUAAAGCACUCUGGGGCCACGUUCGAGUUUUACCUUAACAAUCAUAAGACCAGCGAGCUCCGUUACAACGCCAUGAAUCUUUUCCUGACGUUUUCUCCUGUCUACAUCGGGGGCCUGCCGACCUCCUACGCCCCAGACUACGAAGCCGCGUCCAAAAUGCAGCCGCUAGCUGGCUGCGUAGACGGAGUCAGUUUCGCAGACGCCUCUCCGAAUCAGAUCGAGCUGAGGUCGCGGGAGCCUUCAGACACCAACGAACUCCAGGAAGGGUGCUCCGACGGCUGCGCGGACGACGCCCAGUGCAACGGGGGAAGAUGCGUGCAAAACUGGUCGCGUCCCGACGGCUUUUUCUGCGACUGCAGCUCGGCAGACAAUGUUGGAGAAUACUGCACCGACCCCUCAUCAGAACACCAGCUAGUCCUGGCAGGCGAUGGCUAUGUAUGCUACACCCUAGCUCCGGAACCGUUCACGCCGGAACACGAUGACAUCGCCGUACAACUCCAGUCACCUCUCCCUGCAUCGGGGACCGUCAUCACCGGAGAAUCCAGGAACCGGUCAGACUCGUUUAACCUGUUCCUGGAGGGACGUACUCUUCGUUAUGAGUUAACGAUCGGGGAUAAUACUUUUCAAACCAAGUCGGCUCACCAACUGAGUGUAUCUCGGAAUUAUCAGAUAUCAGCCGCCAGAUUGGAAUCAGAGGUCGUCAUCACCAUUCAAACGAUAUCGUCGACCAAUCAGGUUACGGUUGCCGAGACGAUCGAGAUGCCCCUCCCACCGAGCACCCCCGAGCCAGUUUUUCAAUUUUUCUGUGUAGGGGGCGGGACAUUGGAAACCCGGCUGUACAACGGAGUGAUGCAAAGAAUCAUGAUUGGCCACGCAGCUCUGAUAGGGACACACAACUCCACCCGACAUACACUGGGCGAUUUCAUAAGCUUACGCAACAACCCUCCCUCCCCCUCGCUCGCCUUCCCGAAACUCGGGUUCAGUUUCGACGAGGUCUCGUUCCAGUUCCGCUUGGCCCCGGACACCGAAACCGGUGUCAUUCUCAAAGCCGGGAACCAGGCGUUCGACUUGAGCUUGACCAUCUUCAAUUCAUUCGAAGGUAACGAGAUUCUUCUCGUUGCCGGUCAUCCCGUAGUCUGCGAAAUGAACGUCGUGGACAACCGGUGGCACCUGCUCGAGCUACGAAAGACGGAAACUGCAGGAACACGAGGAAUAGCGGUGACCUUUGACAGAAAUGCGUCGACCUCUUGCCAAAUUAGCAUCAGUCAGGAAAAUUUUGAUAUUUUAGAGAGCAAUUCUUCGGUUCUCGAACUUGGGCCCACAACGACGUCGGCUAUCUUUCCCGGCAAUCCGACGCCUUUUGAAGGCUGUUUCCAGAAAAUCCGGUUUACGACGGGUUCCGACGUCUUCCGGCCCAACCUCGAAGUCCCGAUAAUGCUGUAUGAUCGUUUCUAUGGCGACGGUUGCCGUGACUGCCAGCCAGAUUACGAGGAGACGUACUGCAAAAGGACCAACGGCGUAUGUCGAAGUAACGGAUUCAGAAACAUCUCUUGCGAAUGUCGGGAACCAUACCUUGGACCGACCUGCGAAUGCCUAGGGCCCUCCAUUGGACCAUCUUGCGAAGGUCUGACUGACCCUCCCACCAUACCUUCUCCCUCCUCCUCUUCGCCAUCCUCCAAAUUCUCCACUCCGUUGACCACACCCACCGACCCCACCGUCUCGGGGAACAAGGGAAAACAAUGGCGACGGAACCGAUUACGACACCCUCGGUCAGUGGGUGGGUAUCGGCACGGCGAUAUUCCUCGUCCUCAUCCUUCUGUCGAUCAUGAUGGUAUUCAUGGGUUGCUUUGUUCACAGCCAGCGUAUAAAACGUGUCGGUUUCUACCGAACGCACGAAAACACGCCGAGCGUAAAUCUUCCUCACUUCAGUGCCUCGCUAAAGACAGCUCAUUCCCAUACACUCAACCUGGAACAGAACCGGGUCACUGCAAUCACAAACGGACGCACCGUACACCCAACAUACGCCAGUGGAGAAAAAGAAUUCUAUAUAUAGACUGUUUCUAUUUUUUGACCACCUCCAUUUAUAGCAUACACUCAAUCUCUGUAUUAUUAUAAUAAUAUUAUGUCUCUCGGGCAAUUCUCAUUUCGUUUUUUACUCUGAAAUUCAAAAUCCACACGACCUCUUUGAAUUGACAAUCCACACACACUUAUUCAUCCGUCCAUCAUCUUGCUUUUUAAAACACGUAUAAUUAUAUACACACUGCAUUGUCCCAUUCACUGCCAUUCAUCCUCAGUUGCAGUUUCUCAAUCAAAAUUUUGACAGCAC